This is a messenger RNA of Closterium sp. NIES-65, 2196 nucleotides long. NCBI's taxonomy places the organism in Eukaryota, Viridiplantae, Streptophyta, Zygnematophyceae, Desmidiales, Closteriaceae. The record is from the annotation of a GenBank genome assembly.
AUGGAAUCUGGGAGAAGGGGAUGGAAUCUGGGAGAAGGGGAUGGAAUCUGGGAGAAGGGGAUGGAAUCUGAGAGAAGGGGAUGGAAUCUGGGAGAAGGGGAUGGAAUCUGGGAGAAGGGGAUGGAAUCUGGGAGAAGGGGAUGGAAUCUGGGAGAAGGGGAUGGAAUCUGGGAGAAGGGGAUGAAAUCUUGGAGAAGGGGAUGGAAUGAGGGAGAAGGGGAUGGAAUCUGGGAGAAAGGGAUGGAAUCAGGGAGAAGGGGAUGGAAUCAAGAAGAAGGGGAUGGAAUUUGGGAGAAGGGGAUGGAAUCUGGGAGAAGGGGAUGGAAUCGGGGAGAAGGGGAUGGAAUCCGGGAGAAGGGGAUGGAAUCUGGGAGAAGGGGAUGGAAUCUGGGAGAAGGGGAUGGAAUCGGGGAGAAGGGGAUGGAAUCUGGGAGAAGGGGAUGGAAUGAGGGACAAAGGGAUGGAAUCUGGGAAAAGGGGAUGGAACGUGGGAGAAGGGGAUGGAAUCUGGGAGAAGGGGAUGGAAUUUGGGAGAAGGGGAUGGAAUCUGGGAGAAGGGGAUGGAAUCUGGGAGAAGGGGAUGGAAUCUGGGAGAAGGGGAUGGAAUCUGGGAGAAGGGGAUGGGAUCAGGGAGAAGGGGAUGGAAUCGGGGAGAAGGGGAUGGAAUCUGGGAGAAGGGGAUGGAAUCUGGGAGAAGGGGGUGGAAUCUGGGAGAAGGGGAUGGAAUCCGGGAGAAGGGGAUGGAAUAUGGGAGAAGGGGAUGGAAUCUGGGAGAAGGGGAUGGAAUCUGGGAGAAGGGGAUGGAAUCUGGGAGAAGGGGAUGGAAUCUGGGAGAAGGGGAUGGAAUCAGGGAGAAGGGGAUGGAAUCUCGGAGAAGGGGAUGGAAUCUGGGAGAAGGGGGGGAAGGGGAUGGAAUCUGGGAGAAGGGGAUGGAAUCUGGGAGAAGGGGAUGGAAUCUGGGAGAAGGGGAUGGAAUCUGGGAGAAGGGGAUGGAAUGGGAGAAGGGGAUGGAAUCUGGGAGAAGGGGAUAGAAUCUGGGAGAAGGGGAUGGAAUCUGGAAGAAGGGGAUGGAAUGGGAGAAGGGGAUGGAAUCUGGGAGAAGGGGAUAGAAUCUGGGUGAAGGGGAUGGAAUAUGGGAGAAGGGGAUGGAAUCUGGGAGAAGGGGAUGGAAUCUGGGAGAAGGGGAUGGAAUCAGGGAGAAGGGGAUGGAGUCCGGGAGAAGGGGAUGGAAUCUUGGAGAAGGGGGUGGAAUCAAGGAGAAGGGGAUGGAAUCCGGGAGAAGGGGAUGGAAUCUGGGAGAAGGGGAUGGAAUCCGGGAGAAGGGGAUGGAAUCUGGGAGAAGGGGAUGGAAUCUGGGAGAAGGGGAUGGAAUCUGGGAGAAGGGGAUGGAAUCCGGGAGAAGGGGAUGGAAUCUGGGAGAAGGGGAUGGAAUCUGGGAGAAGGGGGGGAUGGAAUCUGGGAGAAGGGGAUGGAGUCCGGGAGAAGGGGAUGGAAUAUGGGAGAAGGGGGUGGAAUCAGGGAGACGGGGAUGGAAUCCGAGAAAAGGGGAUGGAAUCUGGGAGAAGGGGAUGGAAUCUAGGAGAAGGGGAUGGAAUGAGGGAGAAGGGGAUGGAAUCUGGGAGAAGGGGAUGGGAUCUGGGUGAAGGGGAUGGAAUCUGGGAGAAGGGGAUGGAAUCUGGGAGAAGGGGAUGGAAUCUGGGAGAAGGGGAUGGAAUCUGGGAGAAGGGGAUGGAAUCUGGGAGAAGGGGAUGGAAUUGGGGAGAAGGGGAUGGAAUCGGGGAGAAGGGGAUGGAAUCUAGGAGAAGGGGAUGGAAUCUGGUAGAAGGGGAUGGAAUCUGGGAGAUGGGGAUGGAAUCUGGCAGAAGGGGAUGGAAUCUGGGAGAAGGGGAUGGAAUCUGGGAGAAGGGGAUGGAAUCUGGGAGAAGGGGAUGGAAUCUGGGAGAAGGGGAUGGAAUCUGGCAGAAGGGGAUGGAAUCUGGGAGAAGGGGAUGGAAUCUGGGAGAAGGGGAUGGAAUCUGGAGAAGGGGAUGGAAUCUAGGAGAAGGGGAUGGAAUCUGGGAGAAGGGGAUGGAAUCUGGGAGAAGGGGAUGGAAUCUGGGAGAAGGGGAUGGAAUCUGGGAGAAGGGGAUGGAAUCUGGGAGAAGGGGAUGGAAUCUAGGAGAAGGGGAUGGAAUCUGGGAGAAUGGGAUGGAAUGA